Messenger RNA from Camelina sativa (false flax), 354 nucleotides. The record is from RefSeq and is a predicted model, not a curated record. Lineage: Eukaryota; Viridiplantae; Streptophyta; Magnoliopsida; Brassicales; Brassicaceae.
AUGGCAUCAAAAAUAACAUCCUUCUUCCUCAUUGCUCUCGUUAUCGUUAGUGCAAUGAUGGUGACUAUGCCGACGACAGCAGAAGCUCAAAUCUUUCUUCCUUGUAGAACAACGGUAGAUUGUGAAUACUGUUGUUUUUACAAAUACCUUCACUGCUCAAGCGGGACAGCUCUAUGUGUAAAUAGAUAAUGCCAAUGUACGACUCAUCAAACAAAACUCGACAACUUAAAGAAGAUGGACCAUGCAAAGAAGUGCAAGUUAACUAAAGAUUGUGAUCCUCGUAUAAGAUCUACAUGUGUCUCCGGUUCUUAUAUGUGUUUCGAUGGCCUAUUGAAACGAUCCGACCCAAUCUAA